UUCUUCGAUUUUCACUCCUUUUGAAUUUCUUCCUAGCACCAACAUUAUCACACAGAUGAAAGUAGUGUUGAAAUUAGAUUUCCUCGACAGCAGAACUAAACAGAAAGCCCUUCAAUCUGUUUCUGGCCUUUCUGGUGUUGAUUCAGUGUCUAUUGACAUGGAGACGAAAAAACUAACGAUAAUUGGAGAUGUUGAUCCGGUAGCGAUUGUGGGAAAGUUAAGAAAGGCCUGUCAUGCAGAACUAGAUUCUGUUGGUCCUGAGAAAGAACCUGAAAAGAAAAAAGAUGAUGAGCCAGUAAAGCCAGAGGUUGUGUAUGCUUUAAGGGCUAAUUAUUAUCCUUAUAUGCCACCAGCUUAUUAUGUUAGUAAUACUCAUGAUUACCCCAAUUCUUGUGUUAUCUCUUGAUAUGUUUUCAUUUGUUAAUGUAUAGUU
Molecule: messenger RNA, 433 nt
Organism: Papaver somniferum (opium poppy)
Lineage: Eukaryota; Viridiplantae; Streptophyta; Magnoliopsida; Ranunculales; Papaveraceae
Product: heavy metal-associated isoprenylated plant protein 12-like
Exons: 2
Coding region: 56-406 (116 amino acids)
Molecular function (GO): metal ion binding
Source: RefSeq, a predicted model, not a curated record